CUUUCCAUCAUGUUCUGCCUGAGAUUUCUCAGUUUUCUUGUGGCUAUCGCCUUCAGUGCAGUGUCCGGCCAGCAGCAAUGCACCAGGCAUUACAAUUUGCUGUCGAAUCAGGCGAUCAACAUAACCAGCCUCAACUUUCCGGGGGCCCUGCCGAGUGGCAGCAGUUGCAGGUUCCGCCUGAAGGCUCCCAGCAAUCAUGUGAUCCAGUUGAGCUGUCGCUACGAAGUGUAUCCCGAUACGUGCGGCUCGGAGUUCCUGUUUGUCUCCCGCGACGGGGACCUGCAGUUCCGCGAUGGCGAGCGCUACUGCCGCAUGGGCCAGAUCUCGCGGAGCUCCAACUUCCAGACGCUGGCCCUGGCCUACUACUCGAGCAGCGCCCAGAGCCGCCAGAGAGCGCGGCUCAGCUGCCAGGCCGUGGCCCGUCCGGCGGCCUGCGACUGCGGCUGGUCCUACCCCAAUCGUGUUGCCAACGGCGUGGAGACGGCAAAGCACGAGUAUCCCUCGAUGGUGGGCCUCAGGGACCUGGCCUCCACUCUGCCCAUCUUCUGUGGCGGGACGAUCGUGAGCGAUCGCUUCAUUGUGACAGCUGCCCACUGCACGGUCCGUCAGCCGGUGGCCAGUCGUCUGCUGGCGCUCGUGGGAGAGCACGAUCUCAGCACGGGUGACGAGUCGAUCUAUGCUGCCCAGCACCGAAUCCUCAGCAUCAUCAAUCAUCCGGCGUACACGGUCACCUCCUCCGGAGAUCUCAAUGACAUUGCUCUGCUGCAGACGGCCACAGCCAUGGAAUGGUCGAGGGGUGUGGCUCCGAUUUGUCUGCCCGUCCGACAGUCCGACAGCGCGUUCAGCUAUCAGAACGUGGACAUCACCGGCUGGGGGACCCUGGGAUUUGCCGCCGCCAAGUCAAAUACCCUCCAGAAGGCCACGCUGCUGACUCUGGAGAACUCGGUGUGUCGCCAGCAGUACAAUUCGAGCAUCUCGGCCAGCCAGCUGUGCACGUACGACUCGAGCGGACGGGGCCAGGACUCCUGCCAGUACGACUCCGGCGGCCCGGUUAUCCUGCGCCAGCGCGAACGCAUGUAUUUGCUGGGCGUGAUCAGCUACGGACGGGCCUGUGGACAGCCCUACGGCAUCGGUGUCAACACUCGCAUCACCUCCUACCUCAACUGGAUGUGGCGCUAUGUGGGCGGAGCGGUCUGUGUGCGUUAA
Drosophila persimilis is the source of this 1206-nucleotide messenger RNA. RefSeq names its product venom serine protease. NCBI's taxonomy places the organism in Eukaryota, Metazoa, Arthropoda, Insecta, Diptera, Drosophilidae. Gene Ontology annotation, biological process: proteolysis. The transcript is spliced from 4 exons. Bases 10 to 1206 code for a protein of 398 amino acids. Gene Ontology annotation, molecular function: serine-type endopeptidase activity. The record is from RefSeq and is a predicted model, not a curated record.